GUAAAUCGCGCGCAGUGAUUGGACACAGGUGCAGCCAACGAGUCCCGCAAGCUGCUCAUGUGCCAAGAGGAUCCCGGUGGGGUGAUGGACGAUCGGUGGCGCAGGGCCUUCACAGCAGGAGCUGAGAAGUUUUUAGCUGACCGGUGUAGUAUUAGAAAUGGUAACAGGCUAAACUGCAGAACAUGUUAAUGGACAGCUGACCAACAUCUCCAAAGGGAACAGGGACGGCGAGCAGCCUUGGAUUUCCUACACGGUGCGCCAUGGAUUUUGUUAAAAAACCCAAACUGCUCGACUUCAAGAGCUCCCCCCCUCACCUGCAAUUUAACGACUUUGUACUGACCGGGUACCGUCCCGUCUCGACUUUGAAAGAAUGUCUCCAUAGUCUCUUCUACCUGCACAAUGAGUUUGGGAACAUCUAUACGCAUGCCAUCCCAUUCCUGUGUUUCCUGUUGCUGCUGCCCCUCAACAUCCCCUGGUCCCAGAGCGACGCGGGCUGGAUCUGCGUGCUGCACUACCUGGCUUGCCUCUCCCCAACCGUGGGCUCCGUGCUCUAUCACCUCUUCAUGAACCAUGAGGGCGGAGAGCCCAUCUACGACACCCUGCUCUCGCUCGACAUGUUCGGCGUGUGCCUCGUCAACACCCUUGGAGCGCUGCCCAUCAUCCACAUCACGCUGCUGUGCUACCCCGACGCCCGGCGCGCUGCGCUCCUGGCCUACGUGACGCUCUCGCUCUUCGGUGUCCACUCUGCCGUGACGGCGCGCAGCAACAUGCGGCGGCUGCAGUCCUUCUUCUGGCAGGCGCUCUUCCGCGUCUUCCUCUACGCGCUGCGCUGGUACGGCCCGGGCACCGGCAGCCCCGACUCCAUGCACUUCUACGCCACCAUGGACUCGCUGGCCGUGCUGGGCGGCCUGGUCAACGUGGUGCGCAUGCCCGAGCGGCUCAGCCCCGGCAGCUUCGACUACUGGCUCAAUAGCCACCAGAUCAUGCACAUGCUGGUGGCGCUCUCCAUCGUCUACCUGCACUGGGGCAUGAUGGAGGACCUCGUGUGGCUGCGCACCUUUGAGUGCCCACCAGAGUGAACCAGGAACCUCAGGGAACACCAAGGAACCUCAGGAACCUUAGGGAACAUCAGGGAACCUUAGGGAACGUCAGGGAACCUUAGGGAACUGGGAUCAAACUUAGACAACAUACAGUACAGUGGAGUCACACUCUACAUAUAGACCUCUGGAGUUUGCCUACCAAAAAAGCCGCCAUCUUUGCCCAUAUAAGGAGAUCCGUGCCCAUGCAAUUUUUUCCUAUGGGAAAAUAAAAUGGGGAUUUUGAAUAAUUGCUCCAGUCAACUCUUGCAUUGACACAGAAGUCUGAGAUGCUGAGAUUUUGCCUUACACACUUUUGUCAUCUGUCUUUGAUUGAUAUUUUUGAUCUUCGGUAUGUCCAAUUGGGGAAUUUUGAUUUUUGCUACAUGGGAGCUGACCGAAGCUAACUAUUCUGAGGAGUUAGCCUCUGACUUUUGACACCGAAGAUCACAAAGAAACACUUGUAGUCAGAUGACAAAAGUAUGUAGUUCAAAAGGUCUGCAUCUCAAACCUUCUUCAUUACCUUCAACAGAGUUUGGCAGGAAAAAAUAUAUAGGAAAAAUAUAGGAAAAAAAAUGCAUGGACACAUGGCAUUCAAAGAAGUGUGUCGUCUGGAGAGUUCCAUGUUCAUUCCUAUUUACAGUAACGUUGGUGUAUAUAAUGUUGAAUAGAGUAAAAGUCAAAGACAGAAGUCAUUAGCAGCAGCUAUGGACUUCCAGGAUGCGCUUUAAAAGUUGGUAUAUUUAUGUUUACCUUGUUAAGAAGGGGUAUGUGCUUUGAUGUGCUCAUAACAGAGUUGAUUGAUAUUAUCCACAUCAGUGGAAAGCUGGGAAGACAAAUAUGGUGCUUGUUGUUGCUGUUGUGUAUAUUCUAUCUCUAUGGUGUUGCCAUCCAGGCCUGCUGGUCCAGGUCUUGGAGAGCGGCUGGGUCCUCAGGGUUUUACUUUAAUUCUUUAAUUCUAAUCAUGAACAGAAGGGACAUUUCUGUUCCUAAAGACAGGCCACUAGGAGGACCACCAGUGGCUCACAAAAUAACGGGGUAAUUACCACAUGAAGACUCCAGUCCACACACUAUAAGAUUUUACGAGUCAAUUUUGAGCAGUGACAUGAUACGCAAUUUCAGUCUGCAGUGUAAUGUACUGUUGCAUGGUUUCAUUGGAAAUAAAGUUGACUUGACUUGACUUGACUUGACUUGAAAGCAAAAAAGGAUUUCUCCAACAUUUUAUCAAGGACUGAUAAAGAAUGGACUUAGUAGUUGCGAACCUGACAGACAGUGUGCUUGUGUAGAGAAGAGAGAGAGAAGAGAAGAGAAGACCCUUUUGGACUGGGUUGGUGUGUAGAGAAGAGAGAGAGAGAGAGAAGACCCUUUUGGACUGGAUUGGUGUUGGUGUGUAGAAGGAUCAUAAUAGAAGUCUGUGGAGUCUACAGUGCUGAUUCUGGUCAGAAGAGAGAUUAAUUGGACGUUUGGUAGUUGUGGACAUUUGGUUAAUGCACUUUAGUGUAGGGCUGGGCAAUGUUCCAAUACUAUGAUCAAAUUGCAUUUAACACACAACAUUAUACAGUAUGCCAUAUUGUGAUUUGUUUAUGUUGAAUUAUGAAGGAUUCAUAUCCAUAUUCCAUUUCCUCCAUGAAGGACUUCAUGAUAUAUUUGCCAAAUGCUCAUGGUCUCAAAAGAAGGCACUUGCAAAACUUAUAUAAACUUAUAUUUAAACUUAUAAUACAACAGAGAUCAGCAUGGAUUUAUAAUCGCCAAAGUUAAUCUGUGAAAUUACUGUGAUUAUAUAUAUAUAUAUAUAUAUUUGGUCCCAUUGCUAAGCCCUACUACUGAUGGACUAGUAGUGAUCAACUUUUUUGCUGGGUGUUCACAUUGCAGUGUUCUGGUGUGUUCUGAGCGAUAUGGUAGUCUUGUUUUGUGAGUUGCUGAACUAUAUGACCUUUGCCAUCAGCUUGCACUGUCUGGAAACAAGGUCAGAGAAGCCUGUGAGGUUUCCAAUCAAAUCAUGUGAAUGCUAUAUGCAGUUUGGACAGUGGUGCAGUGUAGGCAGUAAAUUGCUACUGGCAAGUGGCAAAUUGUAACUACUUAUAUACUUGAAUUUUGAAAAGCUGGGCUGUUUUGACAUCGACUGUCGUUGUCCAAAGGCUACUUUUACUGGUUUGUUUGGUUUUAUUCACUUGUUAGUUGGGAUUGGCUGAGGGUCCCCAAACAUUCCGGAACUUUCCAGGAAGAACCACUGGCUGAGUAAAACAAAUUCCAUUCCAGAUUCAUCCGGAAUCUUGUUUAGUCUCCAGUCCCGGCUGUGUUGUCAAGACGUAUACUAUAGGUUCAGUUUACAUGCAGUAGGUUUUUAUCAAGUGAUGUAUUCCCUAUUCAACACUGGUGCAAUAAACAAAGAUCGGUUUUAACCAAA
Molecule: messenger RNA, 3483 nt
Organism: Alosa sapidissima (American shad)
Lineage: Eukaryota; Metazoa; Chordata; Actinopteri; Clupeiformes; Clupeidae
Product: progestin and adipoQ receptor family member 4
Exons: 3
Coding region: 261-1079 (272 amino acids)
Cellular component (GO): membrane
Molecular function (GO): signaling receptor activity
Source: RefSeq, a predicted model, not a curated record